AUGAUGAGGUCUAGGGUAAUAAACUUGAUGGAUAAGUUGAAUUCUGUUUCAUGUAGAUGUCCAGCACAUUCGAAUUUAGGAGGUCUACCUUCGAGGCUCAGUUCUAAUGUAGAUCAAAAAGAGUAUGCUUUUGAAAUGGCGUGCUCUACCAUUAGGUAUGGACGAGGUGUCACUAAAGAACUGGGUAUGGACAUGAAUAAUAUACAGGCUAAAACUGUGUGUGUAAUGACUGAUUCUAAUUUAGUCAACUUGCCACCUGUUAGAGCUGUACUUGAUUCUCUUACCAAAAACGGAGUAAAAUAUCAUCUUUAUGAUAAGGUCAGAGUGGAACCCAACGAGAAAAGUCUUGAAGCUGCCACCAACUUUGUGCGUACUAUAGAAUUUGAUGCAUUUAUAGCGGUUGGUGGUGGUUCCGUCAUGGACACUUGUAAAGCAGCUAAUUUGUAUUAUUCCGACCCAGAAGCUGAAUUGGACGAUUAUGUAAAUCCGCCCAUUGGAAAAGGAAAACCAGUAACUGUGAAAUUGAAACCAUUGAUUGCUGUGCCAACCACUACUGGUACUGGAAGUGAGACUACUGGUGUUUGCAUUUUUGAUUAUACAAAAGUAAAAGCCAAAACUGGUAUUGCCAAUCGAGCCUUAAGACCUACAUUGGGCAUUGUUGAUCCUUUACAUGCUUUAUGUCAACCAGAAAGGGUAUGCGCAUUCAGUGGUUUCGAUGUAUUUGGCCACGCAUUGGAAUCAUUUACAGCUAUACCGUAUACCGAGAGAUCUCCACGUCCAUCUAAUCCAAUUUUAAGACCAACUUACCAGGGAAGUAAUCCAAUUUCAGAUGUUUGGGCUCGAUAUGCAUUGGAUGUUAUAAGGAAGUAUUUUAAAAGGGCAGUGUACGAUCCUGAAGAUUUUGAAGCUCGGUCCAGCAUGCAUUUAGCAUCAACAAUGGCCGGUGUAGGUUUUGGAAAUGCAGGUGUUCAUUUGUGUCAUGCACUUUCAUAUCCUAUAUCGAGUAAUGUCAAAAAAUAUCAAGCUACCGACUACACAGCUGAUCAUCCGAUCAUUCCUCACGGGUUAGGUGUGAUUAUGUCAGCGCCUGCUGUUUUUGAGUUUACAUCCCCGGCGAAUCCAGAACGCCACAUUGAAGCAGCAAAACUAUUGGGUGCUGAUAUCAGCAAUGUCAAAAAUGCAGAUGCUGGAAAGUUUUUAUCUGAUGUCAUACGUGGUUACAUGCAAAACAUGAAAAUUGAUAAUGGGUUGUCAGCACUCGGGUAUACCAAGGAUGAUAUUCCUGAAUUAGUAAAAGGUACAUUACCGCAACACAGAAUAACAAAACUCGCUCCAAGAGAGCAAUCUGAAGAAGAUUUAAAUUUAUUACUUGAAAAAUCAUUAACCAUUUAUUGA
This is a messenger RNA of Cinara cedri, 1395 nucleotides long. The record is from the annotation of a GenBank genome assembly. NCBI's taxonomy places the organism in Eukaryota, Metazoa, Arthropoda, Insecta, Hemiptera, Aphididae.